Molecule: messenger RNA, 1965 nt
Organism: Closterium sp. Yama58-4
Lineage: Eukaryota; Viridiplantae; Streptophyta; Zygnematophyceae; Desmidiales; Closteriaceae
Source: the annotation of a GenBank genome assembly
AUGCCGGCGAGCGGCGAGACCGCCAUAGGCAUCGAUUUAGGCACAACGUACAGCUGCGUGGGCGUGUGGCAGCAUGACCGGGUUGAGAUUAUAGCGAAUGACCAGGGAAACCGCACCACGCCCUCGUUUGUAGCAUUCACUGACACGGAGCGGCUGAUUGGCGACGCUGCUAAGAACCAAGUGGCCAUGAAUCCCACCAACACGGUGUUUGAUGCCAAGCGGCUCAUUGGGCGGCGUUUUUCAGACCCUACUGUGCAAGCCGACAUGAAGCAUUGGCCCUUCAAGGUCUUUUCCGGCCCAGGAGACAAACCCAUGAUCGAAGUGCAAUACAAGGGGGAGCGCAAGCAGUUCGCACCCGAGGAAGUUUCCUCGAUGGUUCUCACCAAGAUGAAGGAAAUCGCCGAGACGUUUCUCGGGAAGAAGAUUAAAGACGCGGUGGUGACUGUCCCGGCUUAUUUCAACGACUCGCAGCGGCAGGCGACGAAGGACGCGGGCGUUAUAGCGGGGCUGAAUGUAAUGAGGAUAAUCAACGAGCCGACGGCUGCGGCUAUCGCUUAUGGGUUGGAUAAGAAGGCGAGCCGCAAGGGCGAGAAUAAUGUGCUGAUCUUCGACCUGGGCGGCGGGACGUUUGAUGUGUCGAUUCUGAGCAUUGAGGAGGGGAUUUUCGAGGUGAAGGCGACGGCGGGGGAUACGCAUCUGGGAGGGGAGGAUUUUGACAACCGGCUUGUCAGCUUUUUCGUUCAGGAGUUCAAGCGCAAGCACAAGAAGGACAUGAGCAGCAACCCCCGCGCCAUUCGCCGCUUGAAAACCACAUGCGAGAGGGCCAAGCGCACGCUCUCCUCCACUGCUCAGACGACUAUCGAGAUCGAUUCUCUCUACGAGGGGAUCGACUUCUACAGCACGAUCACGCGUGCACGAUUUGAGGAGCUGAAUAUGGACCUGUUCAGGAAGAGCAUGGAGCCAGUGGAGAAAUGCCUUGCAGACGCCAAGCUCAGCAAGUCCCAAAUUCACGACGUCGUUUUAGUCGGCGGCUCCACGCGAAUUCCCAAGGUGCAGCAGCUGCUGCAAGACCUCUUCCACGGGAAGGACCUCUGCAAGAGCAUCAACCCCGACGAGGCCGUCGCAUACGGCGCAGCCGUGCAAGCAGCCAUUCUCACUGGCCAAGGCAGUGAGCGUGUGCAAGACCUGCUUCUGCUGGAUGUGACCCCGCUGUCGCUCGGUCUGGAGACGGCCGGAGGGGUUAUGACGGUGCUGAUCCCCCGGAAUACCACAAUUCCGACCAAGAAAGAGCAGGUUUUCUCAACGUUUUCGGAUAACCAGCCGGGGGUGCUGAUUCAGGUGUAUGAAGGAGAGCGCGCGCGGACCAAGGACAACAAUCUCCUCGGGAAAUUCGAGCUUUCGGGGAUUCCUCCGGCACCGCGCGGGAUCCCGCAGAUUAAUGUGACUUUUGAUAUUGACGCGAACGGGAUUUUGAAUGUUAGUGCGGAGGAUAAGACGACGGGGCACAAGAAUAAGAUUACGAUCACGAAUGAUAAGGGGAGGCUGAGCAAGGAGGAUAUAGAGCGGUUGGUGCAGGAAGCAGAGCGGUACAAGGAGGAGGACGAGCAGGUGAAGAAGAAGGUGGAGGCAAAGAAUGCGCUUGAGAAUUACACGUACAACAUCCGGAACACCAUCCGGGAUGAGAACGUGGGCUCCAAGCUCCCAGCAGGGGACAAGAAGAAGGUGGAGGAUGCGGUUACCAGCACCGUCGAGUGGCUGGACCACAACCAGCUGGCGGAAGUGGAUGAAUUUGAGGACAAGCAGAAGGAACUGGAAGGGAUGUGCUCGCCCAUCUUCUCCCGCAUGUAUCAGCAGGGUGGUGGAGGGCCUGCUGGUGGUGGUGGGAUGGGUGGAGAUGACCCCAUGGGUGGUGCUGGUGGUGCUGCUGGUGGUGAGAAGGGUCCUAAGAUCGAGGAGGUUGACUAG